Moneuplotes crassus is the source of this 646-nucleotide messenger RNA. NCBI's taxonomy places the organism in Eukaryota, Ciliophora, Spirotrichea, Euplotida, Euplotidae. The record is from the annotation of a GenBank genome assembly.
CAAUAACGAAAAAAUCAUGGAGACCUAUGGUAAGGGAAGAGUCAAGACCAAGACCCACAAAAUCGAGACUUACGAGUACAACGAGGAGGAUAUGGACAUCGGAGAAAUGAAGGCCAAGAUGGAUGGCCAGGAGAAUCCUCAUGUGCAGCUGGAGUAUAGACCUCUGAAGACGUACGAGGUUGGCGACACCUAUGACGGCCAGUGGAAUAAAGUCACCGGCCUGAUGCAUGGCAAGGGCACUUAUACUUGGGCUAAUGGGCAAGAGUACGAGGGAGACUGGAAGAAUGAUAAACGACAUGGACACGGAACUGUAACUUUGCCAGACGGAGACUCUUAUGAAGGAGAAUGGAAGAAUGAUAAAAAACAUGGAAAAGGAAAGUACACUUGGGCUGAUGGAAAAGUGUAUGAAGGAGACUAUAAAGUAGGCAAAAAGAACGGCUUUGGGACACAUUGGUGGCCAGAUGGAGAAAAGUACGAGGGGUUCUGGGCAAAUGAUAAACUGAAUGGGAAGGGAACUUAUACUUGGCAGGACGGAAGAAAGUUUGUGGGAUUUUUCAAGGAUGGGAAACAACAUGGCAAAGGAGUCAAGUAUGAUGUCUAUGGAAAUAAGACUAUCCAAAACUGGGAAAACGGUGAGUUAUUAUAA